AUGGAAAAAGCUUUAGAACGAGCUUUGGAUCGUGCAGAGUGUGUCAUUGAAAGUGUGCAGGAGAGUGUCCUUAAACGCAAACGGUCAUCCAGUGGGGGAAAAUCUCUCCAUGACAAACUGUAUGACCUCUAUGUCGAAGAAUGUGGAAAAGAGCCUGAGGUUACAGAGGAAUUAAUAAGCAAUGUGAACUUGUUAGAAAAGCUUGUUCAGAGGGAGUCCUUGUCCUGUUUGGUGGUCAACCUGUACCCAGGAAAGGAGGGCUAUUCGCUGAUGCUCAAGGGACCAAGUGAACCACAUUCAGAGACCAUUCGACUGCCUUAUGAAGAAAGGGCAUUUCUAGAAUACCUAGAUGCAGAGGAAUUGCCUCCUGUAUUGGUGGAUCUCCUGGAAAAGUCCGAGCUGAACAUUUUUCACAGUGGGUGUGUCAUAGCAGAAGUUCGGGACUAUAGGCAGGGCAGUAAUGCGGUGCCCCCUGGUUACCAGAGCAGGCACGUCCUCCUCCGCCCAACGAUGCAGACGUUGGCCUGCGAUGUACAGUCCAUAAGCAGUGAUAACCAGGAAUGGACCCAGGAAGACAAACUGUUACUUGAGAGCCAGCUGAUCUUAGCUACAGCUGAACCCCUGUGUCUUGAUCCUUCUGUAUCAGUAGCCUGCAUUGCAAACAGGCUGCUCUAUAACAGGCAAAAGAUGAACACUCCGGCGAUGAGAAGGAACUUCAAGAAGUAUUCCACAGCCUCCCUGAAUGUGCAGCAGGAGCCAUCUUGUAGUCUGGACCCUCACAACAAAAGGGAGGGCAGUCAAGCAGCGCAGCAGGAUAACCUCAAAAUUUCCAAGGCAGGAAAAGGUGUGGAUAUGUGGAACCAGAGACCCUGUGACUUGGCAGUCCCUUCUGAGGUGGAUGUAGAGAAAUAUGCUACAGAGGAGAGGUCUGUCAAAUACGAUGACUCACCACUAAAAGUUUGGCCAGCCUCUGGGGUAAAUGAUGAUAUUUCUCUAUUUGGAUGUGAAGCUGGUGAUCAGUCCCAGACAACAGAGCUGACCUUCAUGAACUCUCUUAAUGAUCCAUUUAUCUCAGGAACAGGAAGGUCACCUAAAAAACCCAGAUGUGGGAAACAUGUGUUUCCCUACCAGUCCUCCACAGGUGACCACUGCUAUAGUUUGAUGCCUGAGUCUAACAUUGACACUGGGGAAACAGACACUCUGUUUGAGGAACUGGAGCCACUGAGCUCUGAAUGUGCCUUCCAUGUGACACAGGGCUCCAGCGGCUCAGGCCCUCUGAGCCAGCUUCCUCUGCAGAAAGAAGCAGCACAGCCUCUGGCCACGUCAGUCCAGUCUUCAGUACCUGGGGAGGGAGUGCAGUGCGUCCCUCCACCCAUCAGCCUCCUCUCCAGCUCAGGAAAGAGUGCCUCAGGUAAUAACAGUUUCACUCCCCAGCAGGCAAGCCGCAUUCGCCUUCUUAAAAUGCCAUCUCCUAUCCCUGCUUCAAAGCCACCGAGUCUUCUUCAGAAAUCCUCUGUGGAAGUGAACCGUGUUAGCACACUUCCUACAGCCACCCUGUGUGCUGCCAGCUCAGCACAAACAAUUCCUGCCAGCCAGGUCAAGGCCAAGUCUGCUGGCUCCAACAUCAUCAAAUUGGCAGGCCCUUUUCCUGCAGGGACCGUGGUGAGAGUUUCUAAACCCAUGAAGGGCUCUACUGCCAGGGCCAAGGCUCCUGUAGCAAUUAGGCCUAGCCUGCUGUCCUCAAGAACCCAGCCACCAAGUAUACGACCCAUUGUGCCACAGGCUGCUUCUCAAGGAAGAGUUCAGUAUAAUAUAGACCUUUCAAAAUUUAGGCCUGUUGGUGUACUCUGGGUUCCACAUGGUGUCGACAUUUGGCAAACCCAGGAACCACAGCAGCUGCUUUGCCAUUUGAUUCCACCACCACAGCUUCAGCAGCCCCCCACUUCUCAGCAGCCAAUGUUGCAGAGUUCAAGUGUACAAGGUUCAGCCAAUCAGCAAACAGCCUCAUCUGCUCACCUAACCACUGUCAUUAACCGCAACCGGGUUGGAAGCGUUCUGCAGCCCCAGAUCGUGGUGCGGUCUCAGCCCGUGGUGCGGUCUCAGCCCAUGAUGCAGUCUCAGCCCGUGGUGCGGUCUCAGCCCGUGGUGCGGUCUCAGCCCGUGGUGCGGUCUCAGCCCAUGAUGCAGUCUCAGCCCGUGGUGCGGUCUCAGCCCGUGGUGCGGUCUCAGCCUGUGGUGCAGUCUCAGCGCAUGGUGCAGUCUCAGCCCAACUCUGCCCAGACAGGGACUGGGCAGAACCGCCCUCAGCACAUGGUUCAGCUCUCUGCUGCCUUCCAGCAGCAGCAGCCGCCGCCGCCGCAGCCCCAGCAGGUACUCGGUCCCUCGGCUGCAGGCUCUGAUGCCUUCAGUCGUCCUGCUCAGCCUGCCGGGAUUUCUGGGGCAAUUGCAGCUAAGGGAUUGUACAAGGUCCACCACUUCCGGUUCAUGACAUUCCAGAGGACUUGUGCUGCUGGUGCUCAGGAAUUAGUGUCCCAAGUUUCGUUUCUGGCCUUCAUCAUUUGCCACUGUCCUUUUUGUGUCCUGUUCAUACCUUACACUGCUGAUGAAGGAAAGUCUGAGCUGUCAGCCAGUGUCAAAAUGGCCUUGAACUGCACUGUGGAAAACUCAGAACUGGUUCCUCUGCAUCUGGAGGCCAUCCAAGGGUCUCUUCAUACCUAA
Messenger RNA from Artibeus jamaicensis (Jamaican fruit-eating bat), 2718 nucleotides. RefSeq names its product transcription factor SPT20 homolog. Gene Ontology annotation, molecular function: transcription coregulator activity. Gene Ontology annotation, cellular component: SAGA complex. The record is from RefSeq and is a predicted model, not a curated record. Bases 1 to 2718 code for a protein of 905 amino acids. Gene Ontology annotation, biological process: regulation of transcription by RNA polymerase II. The transcript is spliced from 4 exons. Lineage: Eukaryota; Metazoa; Chordata; Mammalia; Chiroptera; Phyllostomidae.